Molecule: messenger RNA, 1972 nt
Organism: Branchiostoma floridae (Florida lancelet)
Lineage: Eukaryota; Metazoa; Chordata; Leptocardii; Amphioxiformes; Branchiostomatidae
Product: tissue factor pathway inhibitor-like
Exons: 9
Coding region: 76-1425 (449 amino acids)
Molecular function (GO): serine-type endopeptidase inhibitor activity
Source: RefSeq, a predicted model, not a curated record
GAAGAGAAACAGUUACACUUAAGGCGCGAGCGACGACUGGCCGUUACAAACGACAGGUGUUUUCAAAGCUUCGACAUGGAGACGGUAAAAAUUGUCGGUGUUUUCUUCGCUCUCCUGAGCUUCUACAGUGUAGAAUCACUGCAGCCUGAUGGCAAACAUGUGUGCAGCCGCGUGAGAACGACGGAAACAGGACUGGAGGGGGAACUAGUGUGUUGCCGCGGCUACGUCGCUACCUUGGUGGAUGACAAGGAGAAAUGUGUGAGAGACGACAGCUCGCGCGUUGUUGCCUGUGACCUGGCAGCGGACGCGGGCCCAUGUGAGGGCAGCCACCGCCGCUGGUACUACGACACCAGUAGCGGGGAGUGUCAUCAGUUCGCGUAUGGCGGGUGUGGCGGGAACAGCAACCGGUUCCACAGCAGGAAGAGGUGCCAUGCAACGUGCGGGGGGAAGGCCCAGUCUGCUCGGAGGAUUGUGACGGACGUGGGAGCGAACGACGACGUGUGUCUGGAACCCAUGAAGGUGGGGAUCUGCAAGGCCGCCGUGCAGCGCUUCUUCUUCAACUCUGAAGAGAAGAAGUGCAUGUCGUUCACCUACGGGGGCUGCAGGGGCAACGGGAACAACUUCGUCACCAUGCAAGAAUGCGAGGCCACGUGUGCCAGUGCUGCAGAGGUUAAGCCAAGUGAUGUCAACGAAGCUCCCGUUCUGGAGUCGCGACUCCGAAACGCCAUGGAUACCGCAGUGAAAGGGACCCUCAAGCCCUAUCAGCCGGCCCGGACCCGCCCGCCGGUCCCCGUCACGGGAGACGUCUGUCUGAUGUCCGCCCAGAAGGGCCCGUGCAAGGCCAUGAAGAACCGCUACUUCUUCAACCCGACCCUGGGCCGGUGUGACCAGUUCGUGUACGGCGGCUGCAAGGGGAACAGGAACAACUUCCUGACAAUGGCGGACUGCCAUUCUGUCUGUGAAGACCACAUCCAUGCCACGUGCUCCAUGCCGGUGGAGAAGGGAAACUGCCAGUCGUCCUUCCAGCGCUACUUCUACGACCCGACCACCUCCAAGUGUGACGUGUUCACCUUCACCGGCUGCGGCGGCAACAAGAACAACUUCAUGUCCCUGUACGACUGCCAGAGCGCCUGCAUGUUCGAGACUAUCGACAGGACAAGGAUGAACUUGUUCCGUCAAAACCAAAUUGACCAGAAGGACGACCCUGCUCUGCCUGGCCGGAAGGUUGGGUGGUGGCCCGCUAUCCUUGUGGCCGGGCUGGUGCUGGUGGCGGCCGUCAUCGUCGGUGCCGUUCUGUGGCGCCGGAAGGCCCGCGCCGCUACCCUUAACAGGACCCCCAAAGGCGUAAGACUGGAGGACAUGACAGGAGCAGGGCCGGACGUCACGCUUACCAAUGAGGAAAAGACAAAAACAACCAUGGCCUGAGGCGAUAGAGGCAAAGUUCUGGCUACAAUAUGUACUGCGAACAUGUGUCUCAUCUUUUCUUCUGCACAUAUUUUCCUGUGUUCAAAGUAAACAUGUUUGUAUUCGUACGUUUUGAAGGAAGAAAUCUUGUGAAAUACAGAGUAGUUUGUGAGGUUGGAUGAGGGUGAUGAUCAAUGAUUUCCUUUGUAAAACAAAGGAAAGCCAAGUGAUGGAAUGUUGCAUUUCUACACAAUAUUUUAGGAGUAACAAUGUUGCGAUGUGUUUCUUCUACAUUCAAUAAGAAUUGUAAGCUGUCAAUUAGUAGAACUGAAAUCCUGACUGUAUAUGUGAGCCACAAUAUCACGUGAUAUAAAGAACAUGUGGGAGCUGACAAUGUAACAUAAAGUCGGUGCUAAAUCAAAGCUGCUACUUGUAUGACCUAGCACUUAAUCUUUAAGAGAGUACUUUUGACGUAGAAUCAGUCGAUAUUCUCUGCAUACGCUUUCUGUCAAACACGCUGUCUGUUGUUAAUCUCCAAGCAGAUCUUGCUGUGGCAAAUGGGAAAGAG